Molecule: messenger RNA, 1639 nt
Organism: Bursaphelenchus xylophilus (pine wood nematode)
Lineage: Eukaryota; Metazoa; Nematoda; Chromadorea; Rhabditida; Aphelenchoididae
Source: the annotation of a GenBank genome assembly
AUGGACGGCAUCAUGCGACGUGGGCCUCUCUCCGACCUUACUCAGUACAUUAAUCCGGACAUUAAUAAGUAAGUUUUGUUUUUAAGUGUUUUUGUCGUAUUUUAGGUAAAAGGAUGCGGUUCUUUUGAAUUUAUUUAAGAAUGGGACCUCAAAAUACAGCUGUUUUGCUUUUUAAAUAUCGGUUUCGGCAUGAAAUUAACGGUUUUCUUGAGAUCUCAUAUUAGGAUACUAUUUCAGGCCUGAAUUUUCACUUUUUCGCUAUUUGUUGAUGUUUGUUUGACGUUAUUGAGCUGGAAGCGGAUUGUAUUAGCUGAAUUACGCCCUUAUAAAACUGAGUAUUGAAUGAGGCAAAUUUUUUCCUUUUAAAAUUAUCAAAAUUCCCAGUUUUUUUCUUCAGAAAUUUUUUUAUGCCUAAAAUAAUAUUUUUACUUGAUCAUUUCAAUUCUUUCAGUACUCGAGUCCAGAAUGCCAUUGGCAAUCACACAUUCGGCUUUCCGCGAAAAACAGCCAAGCCGGACACCUACAAAACGGUGAUGUGCCAGGCCUGGUUGGAGUCGAUGAAGUGCUCUUUCGGCGAGAAUUGCAAAUUUGCUCAUGGCGAACAUGAACUACGACCGGUGCGGUGAGUCGACGGAACGAUUGGGGGUUUAUAACUGGGAUUUUGAUUAGUUUUUUGGUGUAUUUGGCAUGGGGAAUAUAAUCGAAUUUUUGCUGAGCGGAUUUCAAUUUCUGUAGUUGCAGUUUCACGACCCAGGUCCGCAACAAUCUCAAGUACAAGACGAAACUGUGCGACAAGUACACGACGACUGGAAUAUGUCCAUAUGGAAGCAGGUGUCUCUUCAUUCAUCCCGCCCCAUGCAAAACCCCCAGCAACUCGGUAGGAAUUGAGAUUUUUUAUUUUUACUUUGGCUAUAGUUUACCUCUGAGUGAAACAAAAGAUGAGUUACAGGAAAUAUUGACUGAUUUCUUUCAGUAUUCAUCCUCAGACGAAGCCUCGGCCCUGCAACAGCAGCUGGAGAUGAUCCGUCAGCAGUACGGCCCCAACUCGUUGCCAGACAUGAAGCCCCCGACGAUGGCUCCCCAACCACCACCACCACAAAUGACCCAUCUUUGGAGUCCAUCCGGGUUCUUUGAUCAGAAAAUGGCCCUCCCGCAACGCCCCGCCCACCCAAUCCCGCAGGCAAUCCAGCAACAGAACUUUGGCUCGAGACGUUCCUUCUCGACCAGUUCGGCUCCGUCCUCAGCCUUCGGAUCGUCCAAUUCAUUAGGGUCCACUGGAACAGCCAACAACCCUUCCUGGCCAUGGAAUGAUGACCUAUCUCUGGCCUCGCUAAGUCCUCCAUUUGGCCAAGGAUUGAGUCAAACAAUGAUGGGGCAGCCGGGAUUACAAUGCAACCUCCAAUCAGCCGCUCCACAUCUUCAAUCCAACCAUUUGGCCUUCCAUAACUCGAUGCCCACCUUCGGCCCGGCCCCAGGAACCUUUACGCAUCAGUUUGGCCUGAUGCGUUCGACACCCGGUUCCUUGUCCAGCAAUGACGACGAUCCGUUCAUGAUGACCAACAGUCCGAUGAGUGGAACCGAAGAACAAGGAGAACAACUGGCCAGAAGUGUGGCCCGGGCCCUGGAGAUCGACCUGUGA